This is a messenger RNA of Vombatus ursinus (common wombat), 3651 nucleotides long. Its product is annotated as 1-acylglycerol-3-phosphate O-acyltransferase ABHD5. The coding region runs from base 97 to 1140 and encodes 347 amino acids. Gene Ontology annotation, biological process: positive regulation of triglyceride catabolic process; negative regulation of triglyceride storage. Gene Ontology annotation, cellular component: lipid droplet. NCBI's taxonomy places the organism in Eukaryota, Metazoa, Chordata, Mammalia, Diprotodontia, Vombatidae. The transcript is spliced from 7 exons. The record is from RefSeq and is a predicted model, not a curated record.
UUGUUUGGUGGCGUGUGGCCUCGGGCGAGGCUGGGUCAUUUAUCCGGGGACGCCCGGAACCCCGGCCAGGCUGGGGCGAGCGAGGGGAGAGCGGACAUGGCGGAGGAAGAGGCCGAUUCCGUGGAGACCCCCGAAAGGUCAGGAUGGCUGACGGGGUGGCUUCCCACUUGGUGUCCGACAUCUUCGUCCCUGCUGAAAGAAGCUGAGGAAAAGAUCUUGAAGUGUGUGCCCUGUCCAUACAAAAAAGAAUCUGUUCGUAUAUCCAGUGGAAAUAAAAUAUGGACACUAAAAUUUUCUCAGGAUAUUGCACAUAAGACUCCACUUAUCCUCCUCCAUGGCUUUGGAGGUGGGGUUGGACUCUGGGCGCUCAACUUUGGAGAUCUUUGUGAAAAUAGGCCCGUAUACGCUUUGGAUCUUCUGGGCUUUGGGCGGAGUAGUAGACCCCCCUUUGGCGGUGAUGCGGUAGAAGCCGAGGACCAGUUUGUGGACACAAUUGAAGAAUGGAGGUGUGCUCUAGGUCUGGACACAGUGAUCUUGCUUGGACACAAUCUGGGUGGAUUCUUGGCUGCUGCUUAUUCACUGAAAUAUCCAUCAAGGGUAAAGCAUCUUAUCUUGGUAGAGCCAUGGGGCUUUCCAGAGAGACCUGAUAAUGCUGAUCAAGAUCGGCCAAUUCCAGUGUGGAUCAAAGCCUUGGGAGCUGUAUUGACCCCUUUUAACCCAUUAGCUGGCCUCAGAAUUGCAGGACCCUUUGGCUUAAGCCUUGUACGGCGUUUAAGGCCUGACUUUAAGAGAAAGUAUGCUUCAAUGUUUGAAGAUGAUACCGUGACAGAAUAUAUCUACCACUGUAAUGUACAGACACCCAGUGGUGAAACUGCUUUUAGAAAUAUGACUAUUCCUUAUGGAUGGGCAAAAAGACCAAUGCUCCUGCGAAUUGGUAAGAUGGACCCAGACAUUCCAAUUUCCGUAAUCUAUGGAGCCCGAUCUUGCAUAGACGGCAAUUCUGGCAAUACCAUCCAGUCCUUACGGCCACAUUCGUAUGUGAAGACUAUAGCUAUCCUUGGCGCGGGACAUUAUGUGUAUGCUGACCAACCAGAAGAAUUCAACCAAAAAGUGAAGGAGAUUUGUGAUUCUGUAGACUGAGCCCAUUCAGAUCAUGCCGGACAGACCUGGUGACGGAUGCAGCUCCUCCCUGAUAACUUAGAAAAUGUGAUGAAUCAGGAAACCAGCACAAGAAACUGAGCGGCACUCUUGUCUCCUGCUUUGCACAUUUGGCAUUUCUUCCAAGAAGUCACUUGCACGUUUAUACCACAUAGUGCCUUUUGGGAUGGAAACCCCUUUUUAAAUAGAAGUUCAUUUUAAAUACGUGCAGAAAUCUCAGAAACUAAUACCUUUAAAUAAAGGGUUUCUUGCCUCCCUGAUAUAGUGGAAAUAUUGUAAUUUUUUAACUGGAAGAUUUUUUUCAGAUAUAACUUUGCUAUAUUGAGUACAUUUAAUACUGGAAUCUACUUCUCCACUAUGAAGACUUUGCUCCAUCGUUGUGUUCUGUAUUAUAAAGGUGCAAUUUCUUUGAUUUAUGUCUUCAUAUGAUUAACAUGUGUUGGCCUCUGGGUUAGCCAUGCCCCUUCUCAACAUGUGGGGAGAAAUAGCAAAUUUUUGUAUCAGAAGUUCCCACAUGGUCCUUGAUGGUGUCAUGACAGGCCGGGAAGCUUCUUAGGGGAGAGAGAGAAGGAAGGGGCCAAGAGGAAUGAGCAUUGGAUGGGAAGAAGCCAAGAGCUAAGGCGCCAUGUUUCUUAUUUCCAGGCCAGUAGGGCAGGGACUUUGCAGGUGCCCAUUUCCUUCAAACUUGCUGAGUCCAUUGUGAGCAUAAUUGUUUGUUGCUUAGCUCCUCAUAAAACUUGUUGUUUAAGACAUGAAUGUUAGCACGUAGGAAAGGCACUGGAGCUUAGUGGAAAGAGCCCUGGACUUGGAGUCACGGGGACUUGGGUUCAAAUCCCAUUUCCAGCAUUUUCUAGCUGUGAUUGAACAAUUCACUUAUUCUCUCUGAGCCUCAGUUUUCUCAUCUAUAAAAUGGAGAUUAUUAUAAUAGCACCUCCUUCCCAGGACCAUUGUGAGGAUCAAAUGAGAGGGUGUGUAAAGUGUUUGGGAAACAUUGGAAAGUGCAAUAUAAAUUUGUAGUAUUAUUAUUAUUAUGUUUCCCUAAUAGCAAGGGUUUUCAUACUUUAAUGCUUUGAAGGGCUAAAUGAUUUACCAAUACAACCUGUCUUUGUUAUAAUUAGAUCCUUAUAAGAUAUUGCAUUAAUUAAUGGGCCCAAACUGCCUGCUCUGUUCCAACAACUGUUCUCAGCACAGAAGGUUUUCUUCACUUGGAAUAUCAAGGCAUCCGUCUUAAAACUACAGCCUUAUUAUAGUAUUGUAACAAAUGAUACCACAUUUUCAUCAACAACUCGUAGUGUAGCCCUGAAAAGUAAUCAGCGAUUUUUGUAGUGAAAACUCAGGGUGUGUCUAAAUUUUUUUUUUAAUUUAUAAUUAUAGCACUGGAAAACUUUUAAAAAUUUAUAACUAUACAUAGUGUGUUAUGUGUGUGCAUAUAACUCUCUAAACACACACACACACACACACACACAUUUUUAAAACCCCCAAACUUGAAAUAACUGCCGUAGAUGAUGAUACUUUCUUGCUAUGAUUUUUUUUUUUAAAUCUUCCCAUUGAAACUGAAAACUAAGACUAUGUAAUAACUGGUUGCCAAAAUAUCCCUUAAUGAGAAACAAAAAAACUGGGAAAGAGUUACACUAGAUGAGAUAUUUGGGCUUCACUUGUAUGGGGUAUUAAGCUUUUAGGAGAGGCAAAUUUAAAUAAAGACUUGAAAAAUACAGCAAGUGAUGCCUUAAUAUGUUUAAUCACAGUUUUUAAUAAUAGUUAAAUGUUGGGUCGUACCUCUUAGCAAACAGACAAUUCUGUUUUCCAGCAUUAAUAGGUGAAUUUAUUAAAGGUUAAUUUGAAGUAUAAUGAAUACCUUGGUGAUCAAUGGUUCCUUCCAAGUAGUUGGGUGCAAGAAGGUUCAAGGAUGACAUUUUGUUUUCAAGAAGAAUUUAACAUAGGAUGAUUAUUUUAACUGUCAUCUCAGAUCUUCAGAUUACCUUUUACAGUCUUGAAAAGAUUCUUGUUUUUUAGGUUUUUGGCUUAUUUUUAGGACUUAAGGACAGUGCCAAAAAAAAUCAUACUUUAUUAAACUUUGCUGUGUGACAUCUCUUGCUAGUUAAAACUAUAGUUAUAAAAAUUUUGGCACUUUGGAGUGAAGCCACGUAUCGCCUUUGAGGUCAGGAACUAUUUGACAUUUGGGGACAUUUAUUCCUGGAUUACUUGUUAAGUGGAAGUGAUUAUGUGCAAUUUGGUAAAUUUGUUUUAACCUUUUGAUGUUACUUUAAACUUAUCCUAUUUGCUAAUGUAGAUAUAACCAAUUACACAGAUGCAUUUUUGAUUCCCUUCAUUUCUUCUGCGUGCUAACCACUUAAUGAUUUUCAAAAAAUUGUAGAAAAUGUGAAGAGUGUAGGACUGGAGAAGUGGAAAUGUCCUGGUUUUCUAAUAUAUUUUGUCUCAUUAAAUUAAGUAAAAUUUACCCUAUUAAAUAAGAUCUGAUUCUGUUAUCUAAAA